AUGAACUCUCCUCUCAGUCACUAAUCUAAGCCCAACUUUUGUGUUGUAGGGUUGAGUUUGUUCUUCUAAAAUCUUCAAGAUGCCGGCAACAGCGGGUAGGGUUCGUAUGCCAGCAAACAAUAGGGUGCACAGUAGUGCGGCCCUCCAGACUCACAGUAUAUGGCAGACUGCAAUUGGUUACGACCCUUAUGCCCCCAAUAACGUUGAAGGAAGCAACAAGAACGCCCAAGACAGGUCUUCGAACAUGGGAAUGGAAGCUGUGAAUGCCUACGCCAGUUUCCAGGGAUUGCUGGCACUGGCCCGCAAAACUGGUUCCAAUGCUAAUGAGGCUCGUGGAGCAUGCAAGAAGUGUGGCCGUGUUGGUCAUCUCACCUUUCAGUGCCGGAACUUUUUGAGUACUGUUAAGGAUGAUAUUAAGGAGAAAGACCCAGAUGCAUUUGAGGCUGCAAUUUUGUCUGGGUUGGAUAAGGUGAAGGGAAACUGUGGCGAGGCAAAAGGUGGUAGAAAUGCAUUUGAGAGAUUGGAAGAGAAGAGUUCUGAGGAGGAGGAGGAGAAGGAUAGUGAAAGUUCAGAUUCUGACUGUGAUUCAGAAAUUGAGAGGGCUAUUGCUGAGAAAAAUGGAAAUAAUGUGAGAAGUAAAUUGCAGUAUUUAAGACAGAAGAAAGAGGACUUUGAUGAGUAUAACUUGGUUUAUGGGCAUAAGAAGAAAAAGGGUAGGUCAAAUAAGAGAAGUGGGAAGAAGGAACGUACUGACACUGACACUGACAAUGAGGACAAGGAAAGGAGUAAAAGAAGAAAGGAGACGAGGAGGAGGAAGGAUGAGUCACCAGAUGAGGAUGUUCAGUGUAGACAUGUAAGGAGGAAAAGUCAAAAGGAGAAGAGAAAGGGGAGUCAAAGACGUUCUGAUGAUUUAGUUUCAGAGGAUUCAGAGUGCUUUACCAGACGACACAAGCGGAAGGGUAGGAGGGCAGCUUCACCAUCUUUUUCGGAUAUUAGCAGCUCAGAGGAUUCCUCCGUUGGCAGACAAAAAGAGGUACGGAAGAAGAUGAGGAGACACCAUUGUGAAGACGACGACGACUAGUCUUUCUGUGGAAGGGCAGGGCAGGGCAGGGCAUUCCAUUAUAUUGUAUUUGCAGCAGCAGCAGCAAAGCCAGGAAUGGUGUAUGUGUUGCUGAUGGCUGAUGGCUGAUGGCUGAUGAAUUUUGGCUUUGGGGCUCUGUGCUAUCUUAAUCUCAUUCUGUGCGGUGUACAAAUGUAGCAAAAUUUCCUUUCCUUUCCUUUCCUUGUAAAACUUUAUUAAGUUUUGAGCAAUAAGAUGUUGAAGAUUGAAUUCGGACUG
This is a messenger RNA of Diospyros lotus (date-plum), 1339 nucleotides long. Its product is annotated as CAX-interacting protein 4-like. The coding region runs from base 80 to 1081 and encodes 333 amino acids. Gene Ontology annotation, molecular function: zinc ion binding; nucleic acid binding. NCBI's taxonomy places the organism in Eukaryota, Viridiplantae, Streptophyta, Magnoliopsida, Ericales, Ebenaceae. The transcript is spliced from 2 exons. The record is from RefSeq and is a predicted model, not a curated record.